UUUCCGCCGUGUCCCUGACCUGCUGCGAGGAGCGCGAAGGGAACCGGAGCCCGAGGUCCCAGGACGGCCCCGGGCCCGGCGCCCCGAGGGCAGGGCAGGGACAGGCGAGGCUCUCUGAAGCCGGGAGAGAGGAAGGGAAGUAUAGGGCCAGCCAGAGCCAUGACUGACGGGAUCCUGGGGAAAGCAGCCACCAUGGAGAUCCCCAUCCACGGCAAUGGCGAAGCUGGACGGCUUCCGGAAGAUGACGGGCUUGAGCAGGACCUGCAGCAGGUGAUGGUGUCUGGACCAAACCUCAAUGAGACGAGCAUUGUGUCAGGAGGCUAUGGGGGCUCAGCUGAUGGUCUCAUCCCCACAGGGCCUGGCCGUCAGCAACCCCACAGUGCAGCUCCUGCUGGCCCUGCUGAUGAGGUGGCCCGGGGCAUUGCUGGGGAGAAGUUUGACAUUGUCAAGAAGUGGGGCAUCAACACCUACAAGUGUACGAAGCAGCUGCUGUCCGAGAGGUUUGGCCGGGGAUCACGCACCGUGGACCUAGAGUUGGAGCUGCAGAUUGAGCUACUACGGGACACAAAGCGCAAGUAUGAGAGUAUUCUUCAGUUGGGCCGGGCACUUACUGCUCACCUCUAUAGCCUGCUGCAGACUCAGCAUGCCCUGGGUGAUGCCUUCGCUGACCUCAGCCAGAAGUCCCCUGAGCUCCAGGAGGAAUUUGGUUAUAAUGCAGAGACACAGAAGUUGCUGUGUAAGAAUGGGGAGACCCUGUUGGGGGCUGUCAACUUCUUUGUGUCCAGCAUCAACACCCUGGUCACCAAAACCAUGGAGGAUACUCUUAUGACUGUCAAGCAGUAUGAGGCUGCCAGACUGGAGUAUGAUGCAUACCGCACAGACUUGGAGGAACUAAGCUUGGGUCCACGGGAUGCUGGAACGCUGGGCCGACUUGAAAGUGCUCAGGCCACAUUCCAGACACAUCGUGAGAAGUAUGAGAAACUUCGUGGGGACGUGGCUAUCAAGCUCAAAUUUCUGGAGGAGAACAAGAUCAAGGUGAUGCACAAACAGCUGCUGCUUUUCCACAAUGCCGUGUCCGCUUACUUCGCUGGGAACCAGCAGCAACUUGAGCAGACCCUGCAGCAGUUCAACAUCAAGCUUCGGCCCCCAGGCUCUGAGAAACCCUCCUGGCUGGAGGAGCAGUGAGACGGCCUGGCCUGGCCCUUCACUCCCAAGAAGCACUCCUGGCUACAGGAGCAGUGAGGCCUGCCCCCUUGGAUUGGCCCCUGUCCCCAAGAAGCCCUCCUAGCUGGAGGAUCAGUGAACUUCCUCCCUAGGAGGGGCUGAGGGGAGUGGGAAUAAGUGCCCUCCUCUCCAACAAGCCCACUAGGGGAACAGAGAGAAGCCUUUUUUGGUAGGGAGGAGAUUGGGACAGGGAAAGAAAGAAUGUACACUCCCCCUUUCCCCUCGUCCUUCCUUGCCCAGGAUCUCCCUCCCAGGACCUUAGCUUCUUGUGGGUGGUAAAGGGAGGCACACUGCAGGAGAGGGGGACCAGGUAGGGCAAUUAUUGGGCCAGGUGCAGCAGUACUUAGUCUUGAUGCCUAAGGCCCUGCUCUUCUGUCAGCUAGUUUGGCCUCACUUUCCAAAUCUUUUCCCACUACCCCAUAGCCAAUGGUUGUUUUUCCCAAGGGCCCUCUUCCCAGCCAAUGGCAUUAUUCCCAGGGCUCUCCCUUAAGCCAAUGGCACCACUCCUGGGUCUUUCCCUUGGCCAAUAGUAGGUCUCCUGGGGCCCUGCCCUGAGCUGGCAUCACUCGGGGAUCCUUUAGCCAAUGGCAUUGCCCUCAGUGUCCUCCCCUUCCACUCCCUCCAUUACUGUUGGUAGGGGGGAGGAAGAGGGGAGGGUCUUAGGACCAAAGGGUAGCAGACUGGGGAGGUAUGGGCCAAUGACUAGGGGUGCCGUGCCGUCUGUCCGAGCAUCUGCCUGUCUCUUUCUAUGCCCUGGAGCCAGGGUAGUGUUUCUCUUAAUUUAAUUGUGGGUGGGACUCUGGGAUGCCUGUCCAGUCUGUAGAAACUGUCACACCAGCCCUAGGGUGGCCUGGGAGCCUGGGACCAGAAAUAAACCUUUCAUAAAACCUG
Messenger RNA from Dromiciops gliroides (monito del monte), 2115 nucleotides. RefSeq names its product ADP ribosylation factor interacting protein 2 (gene ARFIP2). Gene Ontology annotation, biological process: regulation of Arp2/3 complex-mediated actin nucleation; intracellular protein transport. The transcript is spliced from 8 exons. Gene Ontology annotation, molecular function: phospholipid binding; protein domain specific binding. Lineage: Eukaryota; Metazoa; Chordata; Mammalia; Microbiotheria; Microbiotheriidae. The record is from RefSeq and is a predicted model, not a curated record. The coding region runs from base 160 to 1185 and encodes 341 amino acids. Gene Ontology annotation, cellular component: trans-Golgi network membrane.